This is a messenger RNA of Dromiciops gliroides (monito del monte), 5524 nucleotides long. RefSeq names its product contactin 1 (gene CNTN1). The transcript is spliced from 23 exons. The record is from RefSeq and is a predicted model, not a curated record. Gene Ontology annotation, molecular function: cell-cell adhesion mediator activity. The coding region runs from base 214 to 3237 and encodes 1007 amino acids. NCBI's taxonomy places the organism in Eukaryota, Metazoa, Chordata, Mammalia, Microbiotheria, Microbiotheriidae. Gene Ontology annotation, biological process: cell-cell adhesion; brain development.
GAUUAGGUUUAUGCAGUCAAGUAGCUGAGGAAGGAGCGCCCUUAGGGCGAUUGCACAGAGGGAGGGACUGGGGUGAGGUUUGGUGUAGAGGAUACUCUACUAGGUAUUUGAGGUGGAAGUGAAGAACCUGUAGACUAUAUCCCAGCUGUGCAGCAGAAAGGACGUCCAGGUGUUAAGCAUUUCCUGACUUCACUAAGCAUUGUUGCAUACAAGAUGAAGAUGUGGCUUUUGAUCAGUUACCUAAUUACAAUGUGCUUUAUAUCCUGUCUAGCAGUUGCAGAAGAUGGCAAAGGAUUUGGGCCAAUUUUUGAAGAGCAACCAAUUGAUACCAUUUAUCCAGAAGAAUCGCCAGAUGGAAAAGUAUCCUUGAACUGCCGGGCCCGAGCUAGCCCCUUUCCUGUUUACAAAUGGAGAAUGAAUAACUGGGAUAUUGAUCUGACAAAUGAUCGCUACAGCAUGGUAGGAGGCAACCUGGUAAUCAACAACCCUGACAAAUUGAGAGAUGCUGGAAAGUAUUUCUGCUUAGCUUCAAAUAUCUAUGGAAUGGUUAGAAGCACUGAAGCAACUCUAAGUUUUGGGUAUCUUGAUCCUUUUCCACCAGAGGAACGAGCUGAAGUAAAAGUGAAGGAGGGGAUAGGCCUUGUUCUUCUGUGUGAUCCUCCUUACCACUUUCCAGAUGAUCUUAGUUAUCGUUGGCUUCUAAAUGAGUUUCCUAUAUUCAUUACAAUGGACAAACGACGAUAUGUAUCUCAGACGAAUGGAAAUCUAUAUAUUGCAAAUGUAGAGGGAUCUGAUAGAGGCAAUUAUUCGUGCUUUGUAUCAAGUCCUUCAAUUACAAAGAGUGUUUUCAGCAAAUUUAUCCCACUCAUUCCUCUUUCUGACCGCACAACAAAGCUGUAUCCUGCUGAUAUCAAAGUCCAAUUCAAGGACACAUAUACACUGAUGGGCCAUAAUGUAACAUUAGAGUGUUUUGCCCUUGGAAACCCUGUUCCUGAGAUCCGGUGGAGAAAAGUUCUGGAACCAAUGCCAAGCACAGCUGAGAUUAGUAUGUCUGGGGCAGUUCUUAAGAUUUUCAACAUUCAGCUUGAAGAUGAAGGAACUUAUGAAUGUGAAGCUGAGAACAUCAGAGGAAAAGAUAGACAUCAGGCAAGAAUUUAUGUCCAAGCAUUUCCUGAAUGGGUAGAACAUAUCAAUGACACAGAAGCAGAUAUAGGCAGUGAUCUAUACUGGCCUUGUGUGGCUACAGGCAAACCUAUCCCUACAAUCAGAUGGUUGAGAAAUGGAUAUGCGUACCAUAAAGGUGAACUGAGACUAUAUGGAUUGACCUUUGAUAAUGCUGGAAUGUACCAAUGUAUAGCUGAAAAUGCCCAUGGAGCUAUAUAUGCAAAUGCUGAGCUCAAGAUUCUAGCUAUGGCUCCCACCUUUGAAAUGAAUCCUAUGAAGAAGAAGACCCUGGCAGCUAAAGGAGGACGAGUUUUAAUUGAAUGCAAGCCUAAGGCUGCACCUAAACCAAAAUUUUCAUGGAGUAAAGGAACAGAAUGGCUUGUCAAUAGUACUCGAAUUCUAAUUUGGGAUGAUGGUAGCCUUGAAAUAAGGAACAUCACAAGGGCUGAUGAAGGCACUUACACAUGCUUUGCAGAAAAUAACCGAGGAAAAGCUAAUAAUACUGGAAUUCUAUUAAUCACAGAUGCCACAAGGAUUACUUUACCACCAGCUAAUGCUGAUGUCACUGUGGGAGAGAAUGCUACCAUGCAGUGUUCUGCGUCCCAUGAUCCUGCGCUGGACCUCACAUUUAUUUGGUCUUUGAAUGGAUAUGUGAUUGACUUUAACAAAGAAAAUAGUCAUUACAUGAGGAAUUUUAUGAUAGAUUCUAAUGGUGACUUGCUUAUUAAAAAUGCCCAGCUGAAACACGCUGGACGUUAUACUUGCACUGCUCAGACAAUUGUGGAUAAUUCUUCUGCUUCAGCUGACCUUGUUGUUAGAGGCCCACCAGGCCCACCAGGAGGUGUGAGAAUAGAAGACAUUAGAGAUACUUCUGUAGCACUCACGUGGAGCCGUGGCUCAGAUAAUCAUAGUCCAAUAUCUAAAUAUUCUAUUCAGACCAAAACUAUUCUUUCUGAUGACUGGAAAGAUGCCAAAACAGAUCCACCAAAUAUUGAAGGGAAUAUGGAAUCAGCAAGGGCAGUAGACCUAAUCCCAUGGAUGGAGUAUGAAUUCCGGGUAGUAGCAACCAAUAUCUUGGGAACGGGAGAGCCCAGUCUACCAUCGAACAGAAUCAAAACAGAGGGUGCUGCACCUAAUGUGGCUCCUUCAGAUGUAGGAGGAGGAGGUGGAAGCAACCGUGAAUUGACAAUAACAUGGGUGCCACUGUCACGAGAAUACCACUAUGGCAAUAAUUUUGGGUACAUAGUGGCCUUCAAGCCAUUUGGUGGGAAAGAGUGGAAAAAAGUAACAGUUACUAAUCCAGAUAUUGGCCGGUAUGUUCAUAAAGAUGAAACCAUGUCCCCUUCCACUGAGUUUCAAGUCAAAGUCAAAGCCUUUAACAACAAAGGAGAUGGGCCAUUCAGUCUUACAGCAGUCAUUUAUUCUGCACAAGAUGCACCUAGUGAAGCUCCUACAGAUGUGAGCAUAAAAGUCCUAUCUUCUUCUGAAAUCUCAGUUUCUUGGAAACAUGUUUUAGAAAAAACAGUGGAGGGCUAUCAGAUUCGUUAUUGGGCUGCACAGGAUAAGGAAGCAGCUGCACAGAGAGUUCAAGUCAGCAGUCAGGAUUAUUCUGCCAAACUGGAAAAUUUGCUACCUGAUAUGCAGUAUUCUGUGGAGGUUAGGGCCUAUAACAGUGCAGGAUAUGGGCCCCCCAGUGAUGUGGUUGAUGUCUAUACAAGGAAAGCACCCCCAAGUCAACCUCCAAGGAUUAUUAGUUCAGUAAGAUCUGGUUCAAGGUACAUUAUCACGUGGGACCAUGUCAGAGCAAUGUCAAAUGAAUCUACAGUAACAGGAUAUAAAGUGCUCUACAGACCUGAUGGUGAACAUGAGGGCAAGUUAUUUUCAACUCAUAAACAUUCAAUAGAGGUCCCAAUCCCCAGAGAUGGAGAGUAUAUUGUGGAGGUUCGAGCACACAGUGAUGGAGGAGAUGGAGUGGUAUCACAAAUUAAAAUUUCAGGUGCGUCUGAAGUUUCACCUAGUCUCUUUGGCUUACUGCUGCCUGCCUUUGGCAUCAUAGCUUUUUGGGAAUUCUGAUUGUAGCUGGAUAUAUCUGCUAUCAAUGCACAGCUGUGAAUGCUCUUCAAAUCUUUAAGGACUACCAUUCUUUCUGAUUCCUGUGGCACUAUCCUAAGCCAAAUCAAUUAUACUUUUAAAAUGUUACCCUGCUGGGUUACAGUAAAUUUGAGGACUGAAAGUAAAUUUGAGGCAACCAGGAACCCCUUCAUCUAAUGAAUACUCUUUGGGAUGUAUACAAAGUGAUUUUUAACUUGUUACAAUAUGCCUUAUAAAACUCUUAAACUGAUCUGUGACAGUUGCAUGAUUUGGUCAAUAGAGCAAAUUAAGUGUUAACAUCCACUAAUAUAGAUUGUACAGUAAAAGUAAAAUCACCACCCAAAGGUGCUUUAAUAACAAGUUGUGAACUAGAGAUUGAAACAUUGAUUUAUGUGAUAAAUAUAAGAAUAACUUGGUCUGUUUGUACUCUCCUAUAUGUUUUGUGUCAUAUGUAUUUUGGAAUGGCCACUAUGCUCUGUUUUUAGAGGUACAGUCAAAGCAAAAACAUUGAAUUCAUCUUAAAGAGCUUUCCCCACCCUGGAAAUAAAUACACAUAUCUGAAGUAUUUUGAAAGCAGUCUGGUUAUAAAGGUUUUUCAAUGAAAGAAUUCAAACAAUUUUGUUUUAAAUAUUUAAAUCUCCACUUGAAAUAUCCUGAAGCUUAGUAUGUACAUUUGAAUUGUCUAAUAGUACUGGAUUUUUAAAAAUAGAGUGGUUUUCUAAAUUAAUAAUAAUUUAGUUUUUUGUUAUACUGAUAUGAAUAUAAAUUCUAUUUGCAAGUUAUUUUAUGAAACCUCGAUUUCAGUCAUCAAAAAAUCUAUUUUUAGCUAAAAUUUUAAUUAGCCUUUUCAUUCUGAUUCUGAAUUACUAAAUACAUCCAUUCAUUUUUUUAAAGAUGUGAAAGAGGCCUGGAAAUGAAUAAUUGUACACAUUAGAAGCACAAAAAGGAACCAGGUUAAUAAUAAUGUCUUUUUUCCUUCAUUCCCAAGUAUUACCUAGUAAUACCAAGUAUUUAGUCAAGGUAUGGAAUUAGGCAAUUAGCUUUGGGUGUGAUAAAAUUUUAAUAGUCUCUAAGAUGAUUUCUAAGAAUAUUUCCCCUUUGAUGGAAUAUUGGAAAAAAAGAAACAACAGCAUGGCAAUACUUGUUUUUGUUUUUAUUUCUUAAGAACAAAUGAACUUGAACAUCUGGCAGAAGCCAAGAAUGUAUAUGUUCUGACUGUGUCUCUCAAGAGUUUUUCUUAAUUUAUCUGGGUAGGCUAUAUUGAGUGUGAAUAUAGAAGAAACUAAUAAUGAAUCAAGUUUUUCCAGUAGUAGUGCUGAAAGAACAAUAUGCUCUGAAUCAUAUUUUACUAGCAUAUCCUUGCUAGCUAAUUAAACAUAGAGUUUAUCUUUUUAGGCUAUGUUAGAGAAUCAUUAAAAAUCUUUAUAAGAAGUGAGAUUAGAUCUAUUACUACUUUACACCCCUUUCUUUAAAUUGUAUAAUUUUUGUACAAUAUAUUUAAAUGUAAGUGUUAGAAUCUUCAUUAUAAAAAUAGUAAUCUUGCAUUCAUUUGCUUCUAAGUGUUGUUAGAGACUUUUUAAAAAAUAGGUGAAAUGGAUAAUUUCCCACAGAAAGUUUCACAAAAUACAAAUUGGUGGGGAGAGAAAAACAUCUCUGUAUCUAAGAAAAAUUAAUACUCUGUUAGCCUUUUGCACAUGUGCAAUUUUUUAUUUCUCUCUGGGUUUUCUUUUUGCAAUGUGACCCAUUUGGACAUUUUUAUAUAAUCAACAGCACAUUCUUUUGUUUAAUACAUGCUUGCCUUUUCCUAUCCUGAUAUAUGAAGGUAAGGAGCAAACCUGUUUAGGUUUUCUGGGGGUUUUUUGCAUGGAGUGAUUGUAAAAGGUAAAAGAAAAAAAGAAUUUAGGGAUAAAAAAACGAUUAUAAAGUUCAUAACUAGUUCAUAAUAGCUCAUCCAAUGAUUAUGUAACUUUGCUUUCUUAUUGUUUCACAAAAUUAUACCACUUUAAACCAUUGCCAACCAAACUAAUGUGUUAUCAGUUUUAAGACACAGUUCUUAAUUAAAGUUUAUAUAGAUAUAGACAUGUUUGUUGUUUCUUUAUAUUUCAGGAAAGAUGAUAUACAUAGUUUUAUUUGAUAAUGAGGAUGCUUGAAUAUUUUUUUUAGUUAUUUUUUAUCAUUUUUUCAAUGCAGUAGAGAUUAAGACUGUGCUUUGUCCUUUCUAUGAAUGAAAAAUAAAUUAUAAUGAAAUAAAUGUAUCAUUGUUACCCAA